CCGGCCCCGUUGCGCCCCGUUGCGCCCCCCCCCUCUUCUUCUCGGCCUCCGACUCCUCUCCUCUCGCCAAAAUGGGCGCCCCUGAUACGCUCCGGUCCUUCCUGCCGGAUGACCCGGCUGAGUUGACCGAGGUCGUGGUCCCGAAUCUCCGGCGGGCGGAUGUCGAUGCCUGCGCCACUGGCGCCUGGUCUGUGGGGCUGGCCUCCCUGCAGGUCCCCUCCCUGGUGGUCCCCCUGUCGCGGGUCUUCAUCAGGGGCUUCCUCGAGUCGCACUCGCUGUAUGUGCCAUCGGCCGGGGAGAUGGCCGAGUGGCCGGCCCCGGCUCCGGCCUUUUCCGCGGCCGAUCUGGACAACACCGAUGCCCUGUGGGAGGCGGACCAGGCUGGUCGGUCGACCGAGGAGCUGCAACUCCUGGUCCGGUCUCACGUUCGCGCGGUCUUCCUGGCCGUGCAGGAGGCCAUCGCCUCGCUUGGCGGUGCUGUCCUGCCAAAGCUCAAUUGGAGUUCUCCAAAGGACUCCACCUGGAUGCUCCCCAACCAAACACUCAAGUGCAUGACUGCCGAGGAUGUCUUCCUGCUGCUGGGAGCCUCGGAUUAUGUCAGCCACGACAUCCUUCAUCCCUACGAUGCCUGUGACGAUUUCGAGGGCGGGCCCGUUCGGCCUCUUCGCCUGUCGUUGACCCUGCGAGCCUGGCGGGUGUUCCACGUGGCGCGUGAGUUCCGGUGUUUCGUGAAGAACCGCCGCCUCAUUGGGAUCUCCCAGCGUGACUAUGCCACGCACUAUGACUUCCUGGGCGCCGAGCGCAUUUCCAUUGUCGAGGCAAUUGUCCGCUUCUUCUAUAGCAAACUCUGUCUCGCGCCGGCCAUCACGAUCGAUGACUUCGUCUUCGAUGUUUUCAUCCCGGAGUCCUUCAAGCGAUGCAUUCUUGUCGACAUCGCGCCCUACGCCACGGUUACCGAGCCUCUCCUCUUCAACUGGACUGAGUUGACACAGGCGGUUGUUCCCCCGAAGGAGGAUCUCGAGCCCUUCAUCCACCCCCCCCUCACUCGGGAUGACGACAUUCCGCCCGAGCUCCUUGAGCCGGUUAUCCUCCGACUCUCUGGCACGGCGGUCGGAGUCCAGCCCGCGCGGGAUACCUUCCUGUCGCGCGUGCCGAAGGACUUCAUCGAUGCCUCCAUGGGCAGCAUCGACAUCAACGCCCUCGCCGAUGCCUACCGCCAGCAGCUGCUGGAGUCUGAUUCCUCCACCGACGAGGAGAGCGACCCGGAGGACGGGGACCAGUGAUCUGGCCCAAACAGACUGGCGAGUAUCGUUGGCAUCUGGGGGGCCCGGCGAUCGCGCCGCAAGCACAAGCGCCGAACGGCACCACCCCCUCGGUUCAACGGGACAGAGCACCCCUGGCUGGGUGCCGGCAGGGAUGCGGUUCGGAGCUCCUGUUUUCGGGGAAGACCCGGCGGGUGGCCCCAAGAUCCCCCCCCUCCCCCCUCGACACACCCCUCAAUCCUGCAGGCCGCCAUAUCUCCACGGCCUGCCGAAUAGAUUUAUAGACAUUUUUCCAUA
Messenger RNA from Fonticula alba, 1559 nucleotides. RefSeq lists its product as hypothetical. Gene Ontology annotation, cellular component: cytoplasm. Lineage: Eukaryota; Rotosphaerida; Fonticulaceae. The record is from RefSeq and is a predicted model, not a curated record. Bases 72 to 1283 code for a protein of 403 amino acids. The transcript is spliced from 7 exons.